AUGGCCAAAGUCGAGCACAAGGCUGUCCUCAUCGUCAUUGACGGAUGGGGCAUUCCUUCUGAGACCUCCCCCCCGGAAGGCGAUGCCAUUGCUGCAGCCGAGACUCCCUUCAUGGACGGAUUUGCGAAAGAGGGCUCUCAGACCGCGCAAGGUUACACCGAACUGGAAGCCUCCGGGCUUGCUGUGGGUUUGCCUGAAGGGCUCAUGGGUAAUUCUGAGGUCGGGCAUCUCAACAUUGGCGCAGGCAGAGUGGUCUGGCAAGAUGUGGUACGAAUCGAUCAGACUAUCAAGAAGGGGGAGAUGAACAAGGUUCAAAACAUCGUCAAGUCCUUCCAGAGAGCCGUAGACGGCAAUGGAAGGCUCCAUCUUCUUGGUCUUGUCAGCGACGGAGGCGUUCAUAGCCACAUCAACCAUCUCUUUGCCCUCCUUCAGGUUGCCAAAGAAUUGAAGGUCCCCAAGGUGUUUAUCCACUUCUUCGGCGACGGCAGAGACACCGAUCCCAAGAGUGCUGCUGGCUACUUGCAACAACUGCUGGAUAAGUUGCAAGAGCUAGGAGUAGGUGAAUUGGCAACGGUUGUAGGCCGGUACUACAUCAUGGAUCGGGAUAAGCGUUGGGAUCGUGUGGAAGUCGGCUUGAAGGGCGUUGUCGUUGGGGAAGGAGAGGAAUCGUCCGACCCGGUCUCCACGAUCAAGGCCCGUUACGAGAAGGGCGAAAAUGACGAGUUUCUCAAGCCCAUCAUUGUUGGAGGGGACGAGAGGAGGGUCAAAGACGGCGACACCUUAUUCUUCUUCAACUACCGCUCUGACCGUGUCAGAGAAGUCACCCAACUUCUAGGGGGUUACGAUCGAUCGCCCAAGCCAGACUUUCCCUACCCAAAGGACAUCCAGAUCACCACCAUGACCCAAUAUAAGACCGACUAUACCUUCCCCGUCGCCUUUCCGCCUCAGCACAUGGGUAAUGUCCUUGCGGAAUGGCUCGGCAAGAAAGGCGUCAAGCAGUGUCACGUUGCUGAGACUGAGAAAUAUGCGCACGUGACCUUCUUCUUCAAUGGUGGAGUCGAGAAGCAAUUUGAAGGAGAGGAACGGGAGAUGAUUCCCAGUCCCAGAGUGGCGACCUACGACUUGGAACCCCCCAUGAGUGCCCAAAAGGUGGCGGACAAGCUCAGUGAAAGGAUAUCCGACAAGAAAUUCGAGUUCCUGAUGAACAACUUUGCACCUCCCGACAUGGUGGGCCACACGGGAGUCUAUGAAGCCGCCAUCAAAGGUGUCGCCGCCACUGACGCUGCCAUCGGCACCGUCUACGAGACCUGCAAGAAAGAAGGCUAUAUUCUCUUUGUGACCGCCGAUCAUGGCAAUGCCGAGGAGAUGCUGACCGAAGAAGGCACUCCCAAGACGUCUCAUACCACCAACAAGGUCCCAUUUGUCAUGGCCAAUGCGCCUGAGGGAUGGAGCUUGAAGAAGCAAGACGGCGUCAUCGGAGACGUGGCGCCAACUGUGCUUGCGGCCAUGGGGUUAGAGCAACCUGAAGAGAUGACCGGGACAAGUUUGUUGAUCAAGAAGUAA
This is a messenger RNA of Capronia epimyces CBS 606.96, 1563 nucleotides long. Its product is annotated as 2,3-bisphosphoglycerate-independent phosphoglycerate mutase. Lineage: Eukaryota; Fungi; Ascomycota; Eurotiomycetes; Chaetothyriales; Herpotrichiellaceae. Gene Ontology annotation, molecular function: manganese ion binding. Gene Ontology annotation, biological process: glucose catabolic process. Bases 1 to 1563 code for a protein of 520 amino acids. The transcript is spliced from 2 exons. The record is from RefSeq and is a predicted model, not a curated record. Gene Ontology annotation, cellular component: cytoplasm.